Portunus trituberculatus (swimming crab) is the source of this 6794-nucleotide messenger RNA. Its product is annotated as bromodomain-containing protein DDB_G0270170-like. The record is from RefSeq and is a predicted model, not a curated record. Lineage: Eukaryota; Metazoa; Arthropoda; Malacostraca; Decapoda; Portunidae.
AGGAGAUAGUGUCUGAUAUAAGAAAAAUAAAUGAACAACAAUGAAGACAAAGAAAUUAUACACGGAUGAAAAGUACAACGUGGUGGCGGUACGAGGGAAGCUGUCAGUGGAAGUCGAGCAGAAGAAGAGACUUGGAGCAUGGGGAAAGAGAGUACUGGUUCUAGAUGGCGCCACUCUCUACGCCUAUAAGCUCAAGGGCGAGGGCGGCAGCGUGGGCGGGUGGUCGGUGGGUGGGGCUGAGGUGCACGUGGGGAAGAGCAGCGAUGAGGGGCGCCACCUGCUUGUCAUCUCACGCCCACCUCUCUACAAGCUCACCUUCUCCUUCACCACCACGUAUGAGCAGUCCAGAAUGAUUCAGGCUCUCUCCUCCUCGGGCGCCACAGUGACGGGCCUGGACGCCAUCAUGCUGCUGAAGAACCUGAGGAAGAAGCAGGAGGAGGAGGAGGCGGAGGAGGAGAGGAAGGAGGUGGAGAAGAGGAGGACAAUGGAAGAAGGACUUGUGGUGCAAACUCUUCCUAUUCCUGAUUAUUUCGGAGGAGGAGGAGGAGGAGGAGGAGGAGGAGGAGACCAACGACGAGAAGAUGUAGUGGAUAAAGGAGAACUGAUAAGCGAAGAACAAAAAAAAAAUUUACCCAACAAGGAAGAGAAAGAAAAAAUCAAAAAGGAGAACGAAAAUAAGGUGAAGGAGGAGGAAAAGAAGGAGGAGGAAGAUCAGGAGGAGAAGGAGGAAGAGAAUGAGGGGGCCCACCAAGCCAUACACACGAGAAAUGACUCACUUUUACCUCACCAGAAAAAACAGACAGAAGACACGCGGUCACAAAAAGAGAAAGAGACAGAGAAGGAGGAGGAGGAGGAGGAGGAGGAAGAGAAGGGGAGAUUUAAACCAAGCACCCACGACACCCACGCUACAGUCAACCCCUUUUAUGAGGCUUCCAAUACCUUCAACACGCCGCAGAAGACACAGGAAGACACCACUAACGAGAUAGAUGGUUAUGUUAAUCCGCUGCCAAAGCCCCCUCGUGCAAGGCCCCGCGAGGGAAGCCAAGCAGAGGACACACUCACUCUAACUUCUGUCACUCUUAAGCCAGGCAGCGUUGAUGGAGUAGCUCAAGAGGUUGUGAGAGGCAGAAGCGAGGUGGCGUCAGGCGAAGGGAGUGAGGUGACCAGUGAGAGAAAAGAAGAGAGGCUUAAUGUUCUCUUAACUGCACAGGCCGCUGAGGAGGAAGAAGAGGAGGAGGAGGAAGAGGAGGAAGAGGAAGAAAUCAGUGGUUUUUACAGUGUUACUCCUGAAAGUGAUGAUGAGGUGAAUAAAGAAGACAGUGAAGGUGGUGACAAUACAGUGCUCAGUGAUAGCCAGACAACACCACGAGACACCGAGACACCCAUAAACACCACCAAAACAGAUCAAAACACCACAAACACCACAACCAGCCCCCAAAACACCACAAACACCACCAAAACACACUCAAACACCAAAAACACCCCAGACAACACCACCAAAACACACUCAAACACCAAAACCAGUCCCCAAAACACCACAAACACCACCAAAACACACUCAAACACCGAAGCACACAUCAAGACACCUUCACACACCAAGAAAGACUCAAACCAGGAAAGCUACAGUGAACUAGUUAGCAAAAUGAGGCUUGAUCGCAGCUUCUCCCUUGACACACAAUCAUUAGGGUCAGCUCCACCUUCUCUACUGCCAAGCCCUAGUGAUGAAGUGGCCCUGGAUACCCCUAGCUCCUCCUCCAGCCUGUCUCCUACCCCUGGACACCCCAAGAGCCCUGACAGCGGGUACAGUGAAGAUAAGGACGAUAAAGAUAAGAUAUGGCACGGAGAGUUGACAGAUAGUGAAGAGCAGUUUGAAAGGCUAUACAAAGAGUUAAGUAGUGAUGUGGUGGAUGAUGAAGGGGAAAAACAAGAGGAAAAACAGAGACAGCAAGGGGAAGAGCAAGGAAAGGAAGGGGAAAGGCGAGGAAAGGAAGAGGAAAAACAGGGACUUCAAGAGGAAAGGCCACAGAAACAGCAGGAGAGAGUAGACGAAUGGGAAAAGUCGCUGAGUGUUUCGUCUGAGCAGCAACACAAGCCUGAAGAAAACGAGGUAUUGUCAUCGCUGAAAGGAAAUGAUAACGAAAACAAACGAAAUAUGCUAAAGUUACCCCUGAAAUCCGUCACUCCUCGCAGGAAAACGAGCAGAAAUUACAGAAAAUGGACGAAAAUGCACUCGAAAAACCAUUGGGAGAAAAGGAAGACCACAACGAAAGGGAAAAGGAAACUACCCCAGUCACCCAUGCAAAUAAAAAUCCUCACCUGGAUCCGCCAAGAAUUAGAGAAAACGGAGCUAAAAAGAACAAACUCAAUAAUAAAAAAGCGAGACAAGGACACGAACCACACCAGCACCACGAAAAAAGUACAAUUUGACCCACACGUGAAGAGCAUUGAACCAACAACACCACCACCACCACCACCAGUAAAAGAAAACGUCAGCAGAGUAAGCCAACGAGAAAAAACAAGUGUCCUUUCAGCGCAGACUCAAAAAGACUCAAAUGUACAAAGAAAGGAGGGGAGGGAGAGAAGGACCUCAUCACCAGCAUCACCAACACGAAGGAAGCCACAGGGGACGAUACAAGACAGGAGGAAGGUUGCAAGUGAGCCGCUGACGAGGAAAAGAGGGGGCGCGUCUCCUGUCACUAAACCAGGGCAGAGAUUGACAGAGAAAGGGAAGGAGAGGAAGGAAAAGACAGAGAUAGCGAGAAAAAUAGAUGGAAAAACGGAUAAAGUGGAUGAUAGCAAGGUAGAUAAGAAGGGAGAUACUGAGAAAGCGGAUGAUAAAGGGAAAGAUAAAGAGAACAGGGUAAAUAAUGAGAAGAAAGAGAAUAUUGAGAAAACUGAGGAGAAUAUUGAAAAAGAGAAGGAAAGGAAGGAAGAAACACAAAAACACGAAAGCAGGGAAGAGGAAAAGAACGAAAACAAGAUAGAGAAAAGGGAAGACAAAGAGAACACACAAAAACAACAAGAAGAAAACGAAAUGAAAGAGAGAGAAGAGAUAAGAGAUGAAAAUACGAAGAAAACUGAAAAUAGAAGUAACAAGACGAAAGUAGAAAGUGAAAACAAGAAAAUAGACACCACCACCACCACCACCACCACCACCACCACCACCACCACAACAACAACAACAACAAGCCCUCUACAACCCAAGAGACAGCCUACACUUGAUUUACAGGCACCACUUAUUAUUAGCGGACAAGUGGAGAUAGCAGGAAGCGUGGCAGGGAGAUUAAGCAGCAGGAGAGUGGAGGUGAGGGACGGUCAUCUCCUCGCCUUCAUCUCCCGCGCCUCCACUCCCUCAUCACGUCUCCCUCUUGCUGGUCUCUCCGUCAUCCCCGUGCUUGGAGGAGGAGGAGGAGGAGGAGGAGGAGGAGGAGGAGGAGGAGCGUCACUUAUUCUCUCCCGUGCGUCGCGUUGCAUGAUGGUACUCAAGCUAAGUUCACGGGAGGAGAUGAUGCGAUGGAUCCACACACUAUCUGACGAGGUACUAAGAGUCACCCCUGAGGAACACCUGAAGGGCCUUACUCUUUACCCUUCACCUGAGGCACGACGUGGGGAGAAGAAGGAAGACAAACGUGAGGAAGAGGAGGAAGAGGAGGAAGAAGAGGAAGUAGAGAAGAAGGAAAUGGACAUACAAACUGAGGAAACACGUAAAGAGAGAGAAAACUCAAAUGAAAGCGAUAUGGUGAAGAAAACGGAGGAAUUGACAAAAGAUGCAGGUCCCCCCUCCUCGAGUACUCAAAGAAAAUCAAAACAAGUCAUUACAGAAAACCAGCAUUUAAUGGGUAACCAAACUAAACCUGAAAACACUCGAGAUGACAUCAAAUCUUCUCCUUCAUUCCUGGAACACCUCAACAAAUUUAAGGAGCAGCAGAGAAAAACAGAAAGAGAACAGAGAGAGAUUAAGAAGGACAACACCAAGAGAACAGCGGAGAAGAUAACAGCGCUGAUAAAGAAAGUGGAGGAAGGAAGUGGAAGGAAAACAGAAGAGAUAGAGAAGGAGAAGGUGGAGGAAAAGCUUACCCAUCAUCCACCAUUGCGACGCCUCUCUGCCCCGGUGAAACAAGAGAAGGGAGAAGAUGAGGUUGAUAAUUACUUGCUAGUCAAUAUAUUACCUGAAAAACAUACCACAACCACUAAACCUACCACCACCACCACCCCCACCACUACCACCAAGUCACAAACCACUGUCCCAACCACUACCACAACUAAACCAGGUACCAAGAAGCAACACCACCACCACCACCACCACCACCACCAACACCAGGCCGCAACUACCACCCCACCAUCAUCACACCGCCACGCUAACUGUUUCCGCCCUAACAAACCUUUAAGCAGUUUCAGCAGGUCGAUAAGUGGCAGUCAUUCCUCCCUAACUCAAGAUGACAGGCGAACACACACAGGUGGGCUAAGGAGGGCAGAGAGUGACAUCCAUUUGAAUAAACCACCAGAGAGAACUGGGUUAACAAGACAAGGUGCUGUGAAGGUCAAGAACAUGGCCAGCAGUAAGAGAACUAGCAGUAUAAGCAGUAACAGCAAUAUUUCACGAGUUCUAGAGCAGAAGAACGUUGAGAUUGUGGAAAAAGAUGGUAAGAAAGAUGAAGAAGAGACACCAGUUAAAAUCAGACAAGGUCCCCCGACAGUACCGCCCAUGGAACAGAAAACGGAGAGUAAGGGACAUAUGCCAUCGAUAACGUGGUCUGUGGCAGCGACGAGAGAGAAGUUUGAGUUGCUUUGUGCAGUGACCGGAGAAAACAAGGCCGGGAAACUCACCACCAAAACUCCAAUCUCUCGCAGAAGGUCAGUGAGAGUGUCACAAAAGAGACGAAGGACUCAGGAGAACAUGUCACCAAGACGACUAGGAACCAACAGACGGUCCUUCAUAGGCACUGAUACGACUUCUGGCAGCCAAGAGGACGACCAGGUACCACUACAGCAAACGACCACGGUGCAGGAAGCCAGGAAGGUGUUUGAGAGUCACCACACCACCACCAACACCACCACCACCACUAUCACCACCACCACCCCCACGGACACGGAAGAAAGUGAUUACCCACAAAAGGAGAAGCUUAAAGAGAAGAAAUCGCCUUUAAAGAGAACUCAAAAUGUGCUUCAUGAUUCUCCUGACACCACCAUCAUCACCACCACACCACAGAGGGUUAAGCCUGCCACCACAGUCUCCACCACCACAGCCACCACCACAAAGGAUCAUGAUGUUGUGAUCUGCUGGCGAGGACCCUAUAUGGCACAGCUACAAAAACAGAGUGACAAUAACAACACGAAGAGGAAAGCCAUAUUGCCGGUUAUAAUGGAGGAGUCCGAACAAGCAGUACUAAACAACAUCAGCAACGCGUUCCUGGCAAAGAGGCGACUACUGACGAAGGAGGUGACCACAGCAAGGCUACAGGAGCGACUCGACCUGCUGGAGGAGAGACUGUGGGAGCUGCAGGCGAGACUGGCGACGGAGGAGGAGACGGUGGGAGGGGACAGGAGAAGCGUGGAGCGUGCCAUAAGAUCAGUGGAGGAGGAAGUGUCCCAUCUGUACUCAAGACUGGCGGUGGUGACCAAGGAAGCAGAGCAGGCGAGGGAGAAACUAGCAUCCGCCUUAGCAACGGGUCUCUCACAAUGGUCAGAGCACCCAUUGGCUUUCACCCCUCGUACCAGCUUAACCCGACGAGGCAGAGGGGAGCGGAGGAAAGUAAAGAAGGCGAAUAAUGAUGAGGAUGAGGAAGAAGAUAGGAGGGAAGAGGAAGAGGAAGAAGAAGAAGAGGAGGAGGAGGAGGAGGAGGAGGAAGUAAUUGAAAAAGGAGAGGAUUAAAGGCAUAAAGGAAGGAUGAGGGACAGAAAAGAGGAGGAAGAAAGAUAUUUAGUUUGAUGAAAAUAACGAGAAGGAAAUUAAAUAAGAGGAAUAGAAAAGAGGUAGAUGAUAAUGGGAAGGGAAGGAAUAGAAGAUGAUUGUGGUUUGAUGAAAGUGUGUUAAAAGAGAUAUUUGAUAGAUGAAGAGGCAGAAAGAGAUGAAGAAAUGAAGGAACAGCAUGAGAAAAGAAAAAGAAGGGAAGGAAAAGAGGAGAGGGAGUUACUGUGAUGAGUAGAAAAGGAAACAGGAACAGAAGGAAAAGAUGGAUGACAAGGAAUAAGAUAAAAUUUGAUGACAGGAAAAAGAGUGAGGAAUGAACAGCAAGAGAAGGAGGAGAAAAAAAAAAUAGUAGUAAAAAGAAGAGAAAAAAUACGAAAAUAAGUCUGAGAAAUAAAAAAAAACAUGAAACAGAAGAAUAAUUAAGAAAAACUUGAUGAUUUUUUGGUAAGAAGAAAUAGAUAAAAGAAAAAAACAGUAUUAUGAAGAAACUAAGCAUAUGAAGCAAUACAUAAACAAACAUUGACAAUUGAUGAAUGACAAAUAUUGAAACCUGAAACAGUAACAUGAAGAAAAGAAAAUAAACAAAGAACUGAAACCAAAGAACGAUUGAAGUAGUUUUUUUUUUUUUUGAUAAUUAAUAAACACACCUAUUAAUAAUUAUGAAAAAAUAAUGAUUCUCCACUGUUUUGCAUUUUCUAAUUUAUCAACCACUAUAUAUAUGUAUGUAUGUAUGUAUGUUUGUAUGUAUGUAAAUCUAGUGUACAUGUAAAUAUAUAAACCACACAUACUUUAUCAAUGUAAACAUAUUCCUCAGUGUAUUUACAAGUGUAUGAUUGAACAUAUGUGUAAUUAUUGUUAAAGAUUAUAUUUGAUCGAUUCUUCA